AUGUUUUUUUUUAGUAAUUAUAAAGCCUUAUAUUUUCUUCAGUGCCUUAUCACAUUUUAUAACACAAUUUAAGCAAACUUUUCUACUUACAAAUGAAAAUAUCAAUUACUACAUGCUUAUAAUGGCGAAUCACAUAGUGAAAAAAAUGGAUAUUGUUUAAAUUAUAAUAUAAAGUGUUUAUUUUGUUAAUCUAAUUAAAAUCAUUAUGAUUACUUGUCACGAACCGGCCCAAGUCGAUGUACCCCCAUCGAAAGCAGUAAAGAACCAAAUCCAACCGGACACCGGGUGCUGCAAAUGAUAAGUAAUUUAUUAGAAAAUAUCUCAACUUCAUGAUUGAGUAAGUCAAUUAGGGGACAGGUUUUUACACCGUAUCACCUUGGUCGUACAUACUUAGUUACCGGUGUGAAGCUGAUCAUUUUCCAUCCAUAGUAGAUAGUUUGCGAUUGGGUUGCAUUUCGAUGACGAUGCCAUAGUGAAACUUGUUUUGCACGACCAUGCAAGAGGAGUGCAACAUCUUGGCACAUUAUUUUUCACACGUUUCUUGAUACAGGCAGGUUCAGUUGUUUCGUCAACCAGAAACGAGCAAGUGCGAGGGUAAGACCUUUUGCGGAUAAUUACUGAAUUGAAAGCUCGGACUAACCAGCGCUGGAAGGUCCUUACUCACUGAAUUACCCGUGCGCACGAAGGCACGACGUGUUGAUGAUAUUCAAUCAGCCACGUACGGGUUGGAUGGGGGAACUCGUUUGUCUUUGAGAACGAUACUCUUAGCAGCGAGAAAAAGAGGUUAUUGCUUCCUUCAGCUACGUUCCAUUGUUGUUUUAAAGCUUUUCCUUGGAUAAAGUCAUUACUCACUCAUCAGCUGGAACGCCCGGGGCUUUCGUGUACAAAUAUUAAUAUUAAAUCAACAUUCGAUCGGUUGUGCCCGAAACUUCAAUCUUCCAAUCUGCUUACUAUCAGCCGAAGGGAGAAAUCGCCAUCUUGUAAACCGAACACACCGACAUCAAAUAAUAACCGACAAAAGCCGGUUGGUACGUAUCGAAAGCGUAUCGAAAUGGUGUCACUGGUAACCGCCAGACAAGUGGUAAACAUUUUCUUAUCAACAGUUUUGUUUCCGAAACAUCUCAUUCGCUUCGCUCCGUGUGAUUUUGCGCUUGGAAUGUUUGUCUCGUCCCUUAACCUCUCCGGGGAUGGAUGGUUCAUCCUUUCGCUUCCCGCUGAAAAUUGUUGGCAAACAAACGCUUGCGGCCUUUUACGUGCUGUUUUAUGGUACUGAGCAUAAGGUCUAAAAAAGAAACUAUCAUAGAAAUGUUCGCCCUUGGAUACGAAACACCUGGGGAGUGCGUUCAUUCCAGUAUCUUUUUUUUUCUCCCUUGUGCAAGGUCCUUUCUGUUCCUAGUUUUACUUUAUGCAUAACAAAAAAUCGACACAAGAAAACAUUGAAGGACCUUUUCAACGAAGCGCACUGAGAGUCGUUGCCUGUGCUAAUAAGACUAUGAGACUUAUGAAAAAACAAUCAUAAGAUAGACACCCAGACGGCGGUGGCAAGAUGAAGCUCGUGAUGCUGGUUACGAGCGGGAAAAAUAAACCACAGAAAUUCUCCAUACUUCUACACCGUGAAACCAUAUGCAUAAGGCAGCGAAAGAAAAAAAAAACGAAAUAAAAUAAAACAAGCAACUUCACCGGACGCCAAGCUGCUGCAAACGACUUCAAAAUGUGAAUAACGUUCACCACCAUCCGGUCGCAGUUGGAAGCUUACGAACCACCGCUGACGAGUUAAACUAAUGAAGAAAAUGAGUUCUCCCGACCUUUCGAGCGACGCGGAAAGGACACGGACGGCGGACGGAUCUUCUCCCAGUCACCCAUCCGGGACCAUCCAAGAACGGUGGUGAAAGGCGACAAAAUGACAUCCCAAACGAGCUACGGAACCGAACGACGGUGGACAGGAUGAGAAAUAAAUUGCUUUUUAAGCAACCCACAGCAUUGCGUGCGAAGGUCCUUUCACAAAUUGUCUUCUGCUCCGAUGUGUUAGUGUGUGGGUUUUGUGUGCAUUUUUCCUAAAUAGUUGUACUCAGAGAUAUUCCUUCUCAUUCGCGAGAGUUCCAUUUGCUCUUUCUUUUUAGGAGCGAAAUGGAAGCAGAAUGAUGAAAUAAGGGAAAACAGUUUAAAUGAGCAGCAACCCUGCUCACCGGUGAGAAGAAAUGGAAAACCAGACUCAAAAUCCAACAGUGUGAGAAGGGGGUGAGAAUGUGUACUCGCUUAACACAUCUCACUAUAGAGCGCUCGCGUGCUCGAUGCCGAACAGUGGGCGGAGUCUAAAGCCAAAACCAGUUUUAAGGGUAGUUUUUUGCUCAUUUCUUUUCACACCGUUUCGUAUGGUUGUUUCCCCUUCGCUCGCAUGUGUGCAGUUAUGUUUCGUCGUGUGUUAUGCUGUACCACACAAAGGCAACGUUGGCGAAGGUUUGAAUGCCUUGGCGAUGAUGAAUGAAAUUUAGUUCCAAACUAGUUGUCAGUCCGUUCGUACGCGCCUCGACCACGGUUUUGUGUGCCCACACGUUUGCAUUCGAUACGAUCUUUGCGUGAGGAGAAUCGAAGUGUCGGUGUGUGAGUGUAGUUGCAUUUCUCUGCUGUUACCAGCACGCUCGAGACGGACCGGAGUCAAGUCGGAAGUCACAGUCUUGGAAAACAGUCGCUCGAAUCAGACCAUCCAUCGGAACGCGAAUCGAAUGCAGCAAGGUUAAAUAAUCGUUUGUGAAGGUUGGAACAGUGAACAAUGUACUUGUAAAACAACAACCAGCAUUGUGUAAUUUUAGUAAAGUUCAGUUUAGUGGAACGCCAAACUGGUGCUUUAGUGCAUGUGAAAAUUUGAAACAUAUCAGUGCCCACAUGAUAGCGAAAAUAUCCUUUUGGUGGAAUUGAAGAAACCUAUUGCUUUGCCAGCACAUUCAGUGACCUUUUGUGGUAGUUGGUUGACAAUUAGAUCGAUACAAAAAAAACUAUUGUGAAUUGAGCAACGGACACGAGCUCAUCGUGAACGAAUCUUGGAGGAGAAUGCUACUGGAGGCGGCCCACGGCAACAAUCACAAUCCGCACCAUCUGCUACAACAGCCCGUGCCACAUCCGCAUCACCAACACCACCACCCACACCAUCCCCUGCACCCGCAGCAUCCUCACUCGCAGGCCGCAGCAAUGGUGGCGGCGGUGCAGGCGGCUGCCGCCCUGACGGCGGUAAAAAGUGCAACGAACUUCUCGAUUGCGGCCAUCAUGGCACAAGGAAACGGUAACGCCAACAACGGUAGCAAUGCAGUCGGCAACACAACCGCAAGCAGCGACCCAACACCGGCGGCCAACACACGGAUCGAGGAAGGCAAUUAUCGACCCCGCUCGCGCACUCCGGAACGUUCGUCGGAGGUAACCGAGGAGGAAAUCAACGUCAAUGUGGAAGAUUGUAGUGAUUCGGAAGAAAGCACAGAACAGCCGCGUGAAACACAUUCGCGAACGGCUUCCACACCGGCCAGCGUAUCCGACGAAGAUCGUCUGUCACCCGAGAUCGCACAGAAAGCACCAAAAAUUGUUGGAUCAUGCAAUUCGGAGGAUCUGCGACCGGUUCAGUGUCACCUAGAAACGAAAGAGCUGUGGGACAAAUUCAACGAGCUCGGCACGGAAAUGAUUAUCACAAAAACUGGAAGACGUAUGUUUCCAACAGUUCGCGUCUCGUUUUCCGGUCCAAUGCGUCAUCAAACUGCUGCCGAUCGAUACGCCGUACUGCUUGAUAUCAUUCCCCUGGAUAACCGUCGCUAUCGUUACGCUUACCAUCGUUCGGCAUGGCUUGUGGCCGGGAAAGCUGAUCCACCACCACCCGCCCGACUUUACUCCCACCCGGACACUCCACUUGGGCCGGAUGCUCUCCGACGGCAGGUGAUUUCCUUCGAGAAGAUCAAGCUCACCAACAACGAGAUGGAUAAGACGGGCCAGAUCGUCCUCAACUCCAUGCAUCGCUAUCAGCCACGCAUUCAUCUGGUGCGGAUUGGUCCGAACCAAUCCGUUCCUACGAGUCCGGCCGAACUACAGGAGCUUGAUCACAAAACGUUCGUCUUUCCGGAGACGAUCUUUACGGCUGUUACUGCGUACCAGAACCAGCUAAUAACGAAGCUUAAAAUCGACUCGAACCCAUUCGCCAAGGGUUUCCGCGAUUCUUCAAGACUAAAUGACUUCGAUCGUGAUCCCAUGGAAUCGUUCCUUCUCGAGCAGCAUCUGCGUUCUCCGUUGCGUCUGUUCCCGGACCAAGUGAUGGCACAGUUGGGAGGCGCCGGAGGCCCACCCUCGAUGCAAUCCAACGAUCCGUCCGUGCUUUUGGAGAAGGCCCGUCAACAGCUACAUCUCUGGGGCAAUCCAUCGGCGGCGUACAGCGAGCUAAUGCUCCAACAACUUUAUCACCAGCGACCAAACUUUGGUCUUAACUUUGGGCCCCUGUGGCAAAGCCAAUGGCCAACACAGCUGCCCCCCGGUUUCCUGCCAAACGUUGCACCACCGCCGGCACACACUCCGGCCAUGCAGGGAGUGGCCGCUGCAGCUGCUGUUGCGGCUGCCGCUGCUGCAGCCGCCGCCAACUCCGGCGGUGGAUCCAGUUCCUCAUCACCUUCUGCCGCACCCCCCUCCGGACCAUCGGUUUCACCGGAAGUGCGACCGAAAUCAUUUGCCCGCUUCACACCCUACCAGAUUCCGCAGCAUCCUUCAUCGCCUGCACCCACCCCGGGACACCCGCACCAUUCGCCUGCCACCCGGUCCGGUUCACCCGGAUCGUCUCGAUCUCCUUCGCACUAAAUCUGUUGUGUGAUUUUGUGUGUAUGUGUGCGUGUGUGUGUGUGUGUGUGUGUGUUUAUGGCUUUGAUUGGUUCGCUCGAACCAACGGAAGCUGUACGAUGGAAGAAAAAAAAACAAACAACUCGUGAUAGUGUCCGGAGGAGCGCAUCCGCGGAAAGUGUAUUAGUAUUAGUGUGCACACUAGAGAGGCUUCAGUUGAGUUUAGUGAGUUCGUUUAUAGUGGUUGUUUAUAGUAAUGAUUAGUUAUAGCAGCAUUAACAUAACCAUCUCGUAGCCAAUGUUAAUCGUCAUUCGCGCGCAGAAUCGUUUUUGUUUUUCCUUUUCUACGUUCAGCGACAGCUCACCACGGCAGUUUUAUGGGUAGAAAAACAUGAAAAUAGAAAGCAUUGUCCUUACACUGCGUUUGUGGAAGGUGAUUGUAGUUGAAUGAUGUAAAUACUGUCAUACUUUCUGUACAUAGCACUAAGGUGCACGUUAAGCGCUGAUCGCGAAUCAUACAUCAUAUGAAAAAUAAAAUCAUUAUUUAAAAAUCAUAGCCAAUAGAAAUGUA
This is a messenger RNA of Anopheles funestus (African malaria mosquito), 5371 nucleotides long. RefSeq names its product T-box protein H15-like. Gene Ontology annotation, cellular component: nucleus. Lineage: Eukaryota; Metazoa; Arthropoda; Insecta; Diptera; Culicidae. The record is from RefSeq and is a predicted model, not a curated record. Bases 3049 to 4821 code for a protein of 590 amino acids. Gene Ontology annotation, molecular function: RNA polymerase II cis-regulatory region sequence-specific DNA binding; DNA-binding transcription factor activity, RNA polymerase II-specific. The transcript has 5 exons. Gene Ontology annotation, biological process: positive regulation of DNA-templated transcription; heart development; cell fate specification.